Emericellopsis atlantica is the source of this 1533-nucleotide messenger RNA. RefSeq names its product major facilitator superfamily domain-containing protein. The record is from RefSeq and is a predicted model, not a curated record. The transcript has 3 exons. Lineage: Eukaryota; Fungi; Ascomycota; Sordariomycetes; Hypocreales; Bionectriaceae. Gene Ontology annotation, molecular function: transmembrane transporter activity. The coding region runs from base 1 to 1533 and encodes 510 amino acids. Gene Ontology annotation, biological process: transmembrane transport. Gene Ontology annotation, cellular component: membrane.
AUGGCGUCCACGGACCACCCGACGAAAGAGCCAGCCAGACCAGCUGGCCUCGACGAAAAGUCCCCCGACGAUGCCAUCGCCUUUGUUGGGCUGACAGCGCACGAGCUGGACCCUGAGGUGACGGCGCGCGCCGUGCGCAAGAUCGACUGGUUUCUCAUCCCCGCCAUGAUCGUCGGCUACGGCCUUGUGUACUACGACAAGGCCAUCUUGGGCGCCGCCGUCCUGUUCGGCAUGACUGCAGACCUGGAGCUCUCUGUGGUGACCGACCCAGACGCGACGCCGCCUGUUGUCGAUACGAGGAGACUGUCCUGGGCGACCAGCCUCUUCUACUUUGGCAUGCUGGCCGGGUUGUACCCCUUGACCUAUGCCCUCCAGCGAUUCAACAUGGGCCGCAUCCUCGGUGGUAUUGUCAUCGUCUGGUCAGCCAUCUGCCUGUCUACAGCGGGCGUGACGUCCUACAAGGGCUUGUACGUCCAGCGGUUCUUCCUGGGGUUCGUCGAGAGCAUCAUCCCCACCGGGUUCAUGUGCAUCGUCUCGAGCUACUACACGCAGUCGGAGCAGAGUCUGCGCCAAGGCUGGUGGUUCAGCAGCACCGGGCUCUGGACCGUCAUCGGCGGCGGUCUGAACUAUGGCUUUGCGACAAUCCAGGGUGGCAGCUUGACUAGAUGGCAGUACAUUUACAUCUUGGCCGGGAGUUUGACCUUUCUGUUUGGCCUGUUCUGCUUCUGCGUGCCCAACUCGCCCGUGGAUGCCUGGUUCCUGACCAAGGAAGAGCGGUUCGCAGCCGUCGAGAGGUUGAGGCAUGGUCAGACCGGCGUGCGUUGCGCCAAAUUCAAGUGGGCGCAGCUGAGGGAAGCACUGUUGGAUGUAAAAGUCUGGCUCAUCUUCGUCAUGAUGAGCAGCGCGUAUACCGUCAACGGUGCCGUGAGCGGCUUUGGGCCUUUGAUUGUAUCGACAUUUGGAUGGGCGCCCUUGCAUUCCAUCUUGUGGCAGUUUCCUCUGGGUGCCAUUUGCUUCGUGGCCAUCUUACUCACAGGCUUCCUGGGAUCCAGGUUUCGCAACAUCAGGCUGAUCAUGCUGAUUGUCUGCUGCCUCCCCGUCAUCGCGGGGUGCGCCAUGAUCUGGAAGUCUGAGUGGUCGUACCGCGCUGCGACGCCUCUCGCCGGCUACUCCAUCACCGGAUUCUUUGGCGCCGUCGUGUCUCUGAUCAUCACUGUGGGCAUGUCCAACGUCGCCGGACACACAAAGAAGAGCUUCAUGGCCGCGACCAUCUUCAUUGCCUACUGCGUCGGCAAUAUUGUUGGCCCACAGCUGGUGGACUCGAAGCAAAAGGCCGACCACUAUCCCGAGCUUUGGACAGGCCUGAUCAUCUGCUACGCCAUCUGCAUCGCGGCUAGUGCAGCACUGUACGUUGUCCUGAGGAGGGAAAACGCAAAGAAGGCGAAGCUGGCUGUCAGCGCCGAGGACAGGGACAAACUCGCGUUCCAAGACCUCACCGACAAGGAGAACCCGUACUUUACAUACGUAUACUAG